AUGUACCUGUUGGCAGAAAAAUUCUCGCGCUUGAACGGAUACUGGGAGCUCCAAGAAGCGCAUAGUACAGAAUAUGUUGGGAAUGGACUCGUCGAUGGUAAUGUCCGAAAACAGGACAAACUGGACAAACUCGGUGGACAGGACAAACUCGUGCUCGGCUCCUGCUUACAGCGUGACGCGAUGAAGAGAAAAUAUGAGGCGCAGAGAAGCUUUGAAUUCACGAAUCUUAUUAGUCGAAGUAGCAGUACAUAUGGUCUUUCAAUAGCAAAUUCAACGAAGGAAUGGUCAAAAAACCAAGCAGGGAGACGUAGCCAAAAGCUCGCAGUGUCAGAGCCUGCAAGAAAGAGCAUCACAAUAAAACGACGGAUGUACGUCAAGAGGCGCGAUAUUCAUUACCAGACGGAUACCAAUGAGCCAUUUUUGGUGUUUAAUACAAUUGGAAACAUCUCAAAUAUUUAA
Cylicocyclus nassatus is the source of this 459-nucleotide messenger RNA. The record is from the annotation of a GenBank genome assembly. NCBI's taxonomy places the organism in Eukaryota, Metazoa, Nematoda, Chromadorea, Rhabditida, Strongylidae.